CCUGGAUGCUGACGAAGGCUCGCGAGGCUGUGAGCAGCUACAGUGCCCUGCUCAGAAGCCCCAGGCUCGUCAGUCAAGUCGGUUCUCCAUUUGCACUUGGGAGCACGGGCAGGCGAGUGGCCCCUAGUUCCGGGAGCAGAGCAGCAACAUCCCAGUUCCCCAGCCUCGAGCCUCGCCUGCCCACCCAGUGCCAGGAUGGCCACCAUUACCUGCACCCGAUUCACAGAAGAGUACCAGCUCUUUGAGGAACUGGGAAAGGGAGCCUUCUCAGUGGUACGCAGGUGUGUGAAGGUGCUGGCUGGCCAGGAGUAUGCUGCCAAGAUCAUCAACACCAAGAAGCUCUCGGCCAGAGACCAUCAGAAGCUGGAGCGCGAGGCCCGAAUCUGCCGCUUGCUGAAGCAUCCCAACAUUGUCCGACUCCAUGACAGCAUCUCUGAGGAGGGGCACCACUACCUUAUCUUCGACCUGGUCACUGGAGGGGAGCUGUUUGAAGAUAUUGUAGCCCGGGAGUAUUACAGCGAGGCUGAUGCCAGUCACUGUAUCCAGCAGAUCCUGGAGGCUGUGCUGCACUGUCACCAGAUGGGGGUGGUGCACCGGGACCUGAAGCCUGAGAAUCUGUUGCUGGCCUCCAAGCUCAAGGGUGCUGCUGUGAAGCUGGCAGACUUUGGCCUGGCCAUAGAGGUGGAAGGGGAGCAACAGGCAUGGUUUGGGUUCGCAGGGACACCCGGAUACCUCUCCCCAGAAGUGCUGCGGAAGGACCCAUACGGGAAGCCUGUGGACCUGUGGGCCUGUGGGGUCAUCCUGUACAUCUUGCUGGUUGGGUACCCCCCAUUCUGGGAUGAGGACCAGCACCGCCUGUACCAGCAGAUCAAAGCUGGCGCCUAUGAUUUCCCCUCACCGGAAUGGGACACUGUCACCCCAGAAGCUAAGGAUCUGAUCAAUAAGAUGCUGACCAUCAAUCCAUCCAAACGUAUUACAGCUGCUGAGGCCCUCAAACACCCCUGGAUCUCGCACCGAUCCACCGUGGCCUCCUGCAUGCACAGACAGGAGACCGUGGACUGCCUGAAGAAGUUCAAUGCCAGGAGGAAACUCAAGGGAGCCAUUCUCACCACUAUGCUGGCCACCAGGAACUUCUCUGGAGGGAAGAGUGGGGGAAACAAGAAGAACGAUGGUGUGAAGGAAUCUUCUGAGAGCACCAACACCACCAUUGAGGAUGAAGACACCAAAGUGCGCAAACAGGAAAUUAUAAAAGUGACAGAGCAGCUGAUUGAAGCCAUAAGCAAUGGAGAUUUUGAGUCCUACACGAAGAUGUGCGACCCUGGAAUGACAGCCUUUGAACCCGAGGCCCUGGGGAACCUGGUUGAGGGCCUGGACUUCCAUCGAUUCUAUUUUGAAAACCUGUGGUCCAGGAACAGCAAGCCCGUGCACACCACCAUCCUGAAUCCCCACAUCCAUCUGAUGGGCGAUGAGUCGGCCUGCAUUGCCUAUAUCCGCAUCACGCAGUACCUGGAUGCAGGUGGCAUUCCCCGCACAGCCCAGUCAGAGGAGACCCGUGUGUGGCAUCGCCGGGAUGGCAAAUGGCAAAUUGUCCACUUCCACAGAUCUGGGGCACCGUCCGUCCUGCCUCACUGAAGGACCAGGCCAAGUCGCUGCGUUGCUGCAUCGCAGAGAUCCACUUUCAUUUGUGGAACGUGGCUGCUGGUUCUCUCUUGGAUUUUGCUGGAAUUCUUCCCAUAUUACAUCACCCUACCACUGUCACCUCUGUACCGGCAUCAAGAAAAUCUGCUUGUUCAUAAAAGCCAUCACAACAUCAGAUCAAAUGGCCAGCUCUCCCCACCUCCGCUUCUCACUCUCAUUUUCUUCCUGCCAGUGGGGACCUUUCUCAGGCUUGGGUACCCAGAGUGCUGGCCCCAGGAACCCCCCCAACCUCCACCCACUGUUGUUGGUCUAGUCUGGCCUUGGCUGUGUGUGAGAGGGUCCCAGCUGUGCAUUCACCAGGCGCUGAGGAGGCUGAGUGUGGCGAGGGACCCUCUCUCCAAUCACACUUCUUCUGGGGUCCCCACAGACCAGUGGGAGAAGGUAAGAGAGGAGCCGACGGGGGAACCCCUGCCUUGAACUGCUGCCCUCAUCUGCUCCCCCUUCUGUGCUGACCUCAGGGUGGUCAGACCAACCGGUGUAGGGAGCUCCACCCCUCAGGUGCCCCCACUUGCUGCCUCCAUCCUGUGAAGUUUGACUCCAGCAUUACCCUGCCUACUCUGCCCUCCACUGUCCUUGGAGAAUUCCAGCCUCAUCCGUCUGAGAGAUCUGAUUGGGUUUCAGGGGCAAAGCAAGCAACAUUUAAGUAUCACUUCUACUUGGACGCAUGCCUUUUUACAGCCAAACUUCUGUGUGUUUCGUAAAUGGAUUUUGCGUUAAUGGAUAUUUAUGUAAUAAUUAGACCUCUCAGAUAUUUGUGAGGAAGAGCUGGGUUGGGUUGGGAAGAGGGGCGAGGGUGAGUUUUUACUCUUUUCUAGAUUAUUUUUUCUGGUCCUUUCUGAGGUGGCCGCAGUCCCAGGGAGCCAUAGCCUCUCUCCAUUCUGGUCCCCAAGGUGAGAUGACACAAGAUGCCUUCCAGGGACAAUGUGACUAAGACACAGCAAGACAGGGCCAUAGGGAUAGAAAUGUCUGGACUUAGCUUCUCUCUUACACUGGGGUCCUUCCACUGCGAUUCCUAGAAGUUUCUUCCCUACAUCUUUGUGCCAUACUCCUGCCCCCCACCCCCAAACUUUCAGAGAGCACACGUUCUCAAUGUUUGGCCAAAACAGAGUACUAGAAACUUCUUUUCCCAUUUCAUGCUGAGCCUCUGGCUGGCUGACAACCCCCACCUUCUCUCUUUCUCUUCUUCUCUCUCCCUCCCCACCCCCUCUUUCCAGGAUUGGUUCUGAUGUGGAAUGCCAUGGCUUGUCCACUGGGAUCCUGUCUGCACUGUUUUCUUUGCAUGACUUUAUAUGCAGUAUGUUGAAAAAAAAAAAAAAAACACUCAGCAAAAGCAAAAUCAAACUACAUGUUUUGGACAAAAAAUAACAACACUAGAGGUUGUAUUCUUAGUGUCUGACUCAGAAUUAUGUCGCAGCCUCUCUGUGCUUUUGGCCUCUUAUGGCCUUGUUUUUCCAGCAUGAGACAGUGUCCCCUCUGGAGGGUUCUAGGGGAGGAAGAGUCAUGUGUCCAGGAUUUGGAGGAGGCUCUGGUUUCCUCAGCCUUUCUGAGGGUUAGCUGGAGUGGAAAUGGAAGGGAUGUUUAAUUCAAAACUUUCUGGUGUCCCUCUCCUUACAUAUUGGGAACUGUGUUUGGCUCUUCUCUCAAGUCCUGCCACUGAGGGACAAGUGCAGGCCAGGAGUGGCUCUGUUGUCCAAGCUACUCCAUUAUUGUCCUCUGCCCUUGGCAGAGAUGCUGCUACCCAGGCCCAAGGUUGGGCUCUUGGUCUGCCCCAGGUCCAGGGUUCUUCGUAAGGCCUAGCGAUCUCACUGUCCCAUGGCUAUCCCCAGCCAAAGGUGAGGGAGGCCAUUACCAAGCAAAGUCUGGUUCCCACUUCAAGCCUCAGUUUCUACAUUAGUGUUCCUACACAGGCUGAUCGGGGAUCAAACAGAUGGUGACAUGAAGCCAGCCUCACCUACGGGAGCUUGCUGGGUGUUUCUGGCUGGCCUUCUGUGUGGCUGGCCAGUCCCCAUCCUCUCCCUACUUACUUCUGGUUUCCCUCUUUGGUGCCUGUCUGUUGCUUAUCAGCAGUGGACUGCAGGGGAAGGAAGUGGUUGGGAGUUAGCAGGCUUCAAUUCUAGGCUGUGACCAGACUUGCUGUGUGACCUUGGGUGAGUCCUAUCCCCUCUCGGGGCCUUGAUGUUCCCCACCAGAGGACGCCCAUGCCCUGCCUUCCAUUGGUUGACAUGCCUCCUGUCCACUGUGUACCUCACCACACAUGGAAGAAGUGGAGGCAGGUCCCUACCCCAGUCUGAGAAGGCCUCCACUACAGAGGCCACUCCUGUGGGUGGGUAGCCAUCUAGUAUAAACCUCAGGACACUAGCAUGGCCCUGAGGUAACAGGCAGGGGAACGGCAGAAAAACUGCCUAGAGCCCACCCUCACCAGGUAAGCUCCUUGUUCCUCUCAAAUACCCUCUAAAUUUAAAAAAAAAAAAAAAAAAAAAAAAAAAAAAAAGCCAAGGCUCUG
Messenger RNA from Nannospalax galili (Upper Galilee mountains blind mole rat), 4201 nucleotides. It is a transcript of the gene Camk2a, whose product is annotated as calcium/calmodulin dependent protein kinase II alpha. Gene Ontology annotation, biological process: protein phosphorylation. Gene Ontology annotation, molecular function: calmodulin binding; ATP binding; calcium/calmodulin-dependent protein kinase activity. The record is from RefSeq and is a predicted model, not a curated record. Gene Ontology annotation, cellular component: neuron projection; cytoplasm. The transcript has 18 exons. Bases 196 to 1632 code for a protein of 478 amino acids. Lineage: Eukaryota; Metazoa; Chordata; Mammalia; Rodentia; Spalacidae.